GUAAUACAGGGAAAAAAAACCAAAGCCAAGCAAGUAAACCCUCACUCCUCUCUGUCCCCGGCUGCAGAGGUUGAGACGCUGAGCUUGUCUGGAUCCAAAGGAUCUACCAGGAAGCCGAGAUGGGAAUAAAGGAAAUGCUCAACUUGUCCAAGGUGCCCUCCAUCCUCAUGCUCGGGGUGGUUUACGUGGCCUAUGUGCUGAUGGGCGGAUUGGUUUUCUGGAAGUUGGAGGGAGAUCUCGGACAGAAGGACAUCAGUCUUUUACUGCUGAACAAAGAACAGGUGCUCAACACAUACAAAUGUCUGAACCAAGAUGGCCUGGAGUCAGUGGCUCAGGUUGUUCAAGCUGCAACUAAGGCGGGCCUAAGUUUGAGAGGCAACAACACCUCGGAUGGCUUCUGGAAAUUCACCAGCUCAGCUGUGUUUGCUGCCACCGUGGUCACAACUAUAGGUUAUGGGAACAUAAGUCCCAGGUCUACUGCUGGCCAGAUCUUCUGUGUGUUCUUCGCACUAUUUGGUAUCCCGCUCAACAUGGUGGUGCUCAACAGAGUGGGCAAGUACAUGCUUGCUAUUGAGAGGAACAUCUCUGACUUUCUUGAGGGGAAGACCGGGCGAAGGAGGUGUACUCGCUUUUUUGUCCACCUGGUGUCUUACCUGUCUGGAGUAGUGCUCUUCUUUGUUGUGCCAAUGAUUGUGUUCCAACUGCAAGAGGGCUGGACCUUGUCCCAGGCCAUCUACUACUGCUUCAUCACUCUCAGUACUAUCGGCUUUGGAGACUUUGUGGCAGACAGUAAUCCAGACAAUGUAUACCCACAGUGGUACAGCGUCCUCAUGGCCUCAUGGAUCUUCUUCGGCUUGGCCUGGCUGGCCCUCCUCAUCAACCACUCCAUGGACAUCCUGGAGCGGCUCAACACCCACUUAAAACAGCUCUGGGGUGGACAGGAACAGGAGGAAGCGUCUGGCAGUGCAGAGGCUGACAACGGAGACACACAGGUGGAGAAUGAAGAUGAGAUCAAGAAGCCUCCAAUACCUCAGGAAACGGCAGUAAUGUGAAGAUUUCAGUAAGCUGACCUAGUUAUAGAAGGAUCUGUCUGUCAACAAGGACAUGGAAACAGGCAUACAUGCCGUGUGUGUGUGUGUGUGUGUGUGUGUGUGUGUGUGUGUGUGUGUGUGUGUGUGUGUGCGUGUGCGUGAGUGCGUGCGUGUGUGAUCAAUGGUUUGAUCCCUAUCCGCCCCUGAAAUAUUGACACAAUUUUGUUAAGUCGGGUUUAUUUGUUUGACAUGCAACAUCUACAUGCUGUUUUGUCGGUUAGCACUCUUCACUCUUGUGAUGGUUAAUCUAAUUUGUUUAAAAAAAUCCUUUGAGGUAAAAUUCUGAAAAAGAAACUGGGUCAACACUUGCUUUGCCCCAUGUUUCUAUAUAUGGGUUAGUGGUCAGUAGAAAAUGGCAGUCAGUCAGUCUGUGGCUCUGUGGCCUCUCAGUGUGUUGCUCACCACACUGACCACAAACCACCCAGCGGCAUUCACUGGCUGAGCUACACUCAACUGAAAAUAAAUGUUAUUUGUUUUGCAUAUUAAAAAGUUGAAUGGCAUUGAAGACAUUAAGCAGUCCCUCAGUUUACUGUACCAUGACCUGUUGAAUAUAAAAUUUAAAUAUACGAGAAUUAGAGAUUUAUUUUCAAUGUGUUUUAAUGUAAGCUAAGUGGGCUAAACAUUUUUUAAAUAUAAUUUUAGAUUAGGCAAGUUUACUUAUGUUGCACAUUUAAUUUUAUUUCCUUCCAUUUUAAAGCAAUAAGAAAUUGUACAAAAUGAAGAUAGUUACAUAAAAUCAGUUGUGCACGACACACAAUAAUAAAAUGCUAACAAUUAAUAUCUAAAUAUGCUUAAUAUUAUUAUACUAUAUACUAUUAAUACUAGAGACAUUUCAUAUUACUACACCUUUUACUUUUAAUGUUAACUUAUUUAUUCUUGUCCUAUUAUGAAGCCUUUAGGAAAGCAUAGCUCAUCUAUGUUGAAGUUAUCUUUGUAUCCACUAGGCGGUGGUACUGUACUAACACUGGAGAAAUGAACCAUUCAAACCACAGGCAGAGAAGACACGACUCACUAUACUUUGAAUAAUCUUGUAAUCAUAUACACUAACCAUAUUGAUAACAUCCUCACAUUCAAUAUAUUCCACUUCAUAUUAUUAUCUCCAAGUCAAAAGCAUGUACAAACCCAAAACACAUUCUAUAAAGCAAUUUACAUCAAA
Molecule: messenger RNA, 2247 nt
Organism: Etheostoma cragini (Arkansas darter)
Lineage: Eukaryota; Metazoa; Chordata; Actinopteri; Perciformes; Percidae
Gene: kcnk17
Product: potassium channel, subfamily K, member 17
Exons: 5
Coding region: 120-1052 (310 amino acids)
Biological process (GO): stabilization of membrane potential; potassium ion transmembrane transport
Cellular component (GO): membrane
Molecular function (GO): potassium ion leak channel activity
Source: RefSeq, a predicted model, not a curated record